Oenanthe melanoleuca is the source of this 1311-nucleotide messenger RNA. It is a transcript of the gene RBP7, whose product is annotated as retinol binding protein 7. The record is from RefSeq and is a predicted model, not a curated record. NCBI's taxonomy places the organism in Eukaryota, Metazoa, Chordata, Aves, Passeriformes, Muscicapidae. Gene Ontology annotation, biological process: fatty acid transport. Gene Ontology annotation, molecular function: fatty acid binding. Gene Ontology annotation, cellular component: nucleus; cytosol. The coding region runs from base 128 to 532 and encodes 134 amino acids. The transcript is spliced from 4 exons.
CAGUAGCACCCUUCCCCACCAGCAGAAAGGGGUGGGAUGGAAUCCCACCCACGGGCUGCCUUAUAAAAAGCCUGGCUAGAAAAGUGCAUUUGCAUUUUUGUCUGGAUCUUCCUUCUACUGUCUGGCAAUGCCUGUGGAUUUCAGUGGAACCUGGAACCUUGUCAGCAAUGACAACUUCGAAGGUUAUAUGGUGGCCUUAGGUAUUGACUUUGCAACACGCAAAAUAGCAAAAAUGCUGAAGCCUCAGAAAGUGAUCAAACAAGAUGGUGAUUCAUUCUAUAUCCAUACCACUAGCACAUUCAGAGAUUAUCUGCUUGAAUUCAAAGUUGGAGAAGAGUUUGAGGAAGAUAAUAAAGGCUUGGAUAACAGAAAAUGCAAGAGCCUCGUUACCUGGCAAAAUGACAAACUCGUCUGUGUCCAGACUGGGGAGAAGAAGAACAGGGGCUGGACUCACUGGCUUGAAGGGGAUGACCUCCACCUGGAGCUUCGUUGUGAGAAUCAAGUAUGCAAACAGGUCUUCAAGAGAGCUUGAAUCUGUGCUGGGUGCUGCCUGCAGGGACAGCUCUGCACGGGAACCUGGUGUCCAGGGAGGCUCUGCAGACAAGAACAGUCUUCUGUACCUAUUAACCUGAAUGGUCUGAAGUUUCUGCCUCAGGAAAUAAGUCUGCUGUUACCAGUGUUAAAGGUCUAAUUUUUGCUAAUAAAUGCCCCAAACUAAUCUUAAGUACCUUGCUUUUGAAUGUUUCUGGAGGAAAAAAAUCCCAACCCAAAACAUAAGUGAUGAGGCCCAGCUUUCUAGGUAAUCAAAAUUCAAUUAAAAAAAGAAAACCUGCCAAUUCUAAGAGGCAUGUCAUUAUCAAACAAAACAGGGGGAGUGGGGUGCUGAUAGAGAAGGGAAGAUAAAUAAUGAAGCAAACAAGAAAAGGUAUGGAUUUAUUUUUUAAAAUGCUUCUUUUUGAGCUGUAGACUACUACUUUACUUGGUUGUGCCUUUCACACUGUGGUGUGAGGCCCCAUAUUGUGCCAGAGCUGCUUUGUCUCAAAAAUAAUUCAGUUGAACUUACCAGAGGAAACAAGCCUGUGGUCAAAUCCCAGAACUAUGAAGAUGGGUCUGAGUGAUCCAAGAAGAUUCCAGUUUGCAAAAUAAUUGAACUCUGUAAGCACAUAUACAGAGGGAAAACAAUGCUGCUUUAGUUAAGCUUUGUUUGCAUGCAACUGUUAAUUAGACUAAAUGUUUUUCUUUAUGACAGUGUGCAUAGAAAAGCUUUCCUUGUGUGAACAUGUAAGAUAAACUAGGUAGUUACAAAUGAAA